Saccostrea cuccullata (small rock oyster) is the source of this 849-nucleotide messenger RNA. RefSeq names its product group 3 secretory phospholipase A2-like. The record is from RefSeq and is a predicted model, not a curated record. The transcript has 5 exons. Gene Ontology annotation, molecular function: A2-type glycerophospholipase activity. Bases 1 to 822 code for a protein of 273 amino acids. NCBI's taxonomy places the organism in Eukaryota, Metazoa, Mollusca, Bivalvia, Ostreida, Ostreidae. Gene Ontology annotation, biological process: arachidonate secretion; phospholipid metabolic process.
AUGACCCAUACUAAGGUGACCGUUCUGUUUAUUUUGGCACUCUCUGGGGUUUUUGCCACAGUGAAGGAAGACAAGGUUGCCAUCCAGUACAAAUCCUUACCUGAUUCAUCGACAGAAAUAACAAAUUCUGCAGAAAAUUUUCUCUUGGAUGCUAGUGAUUUGGGCAAAUAUGGAGACUACUGCAGACUCUUUAAGGAUGUCAAAGACGUUAAUAAUUUACUUCGAAGGUUUCCAAAAAGAAUGAGAACAGGUGAUUAUGCGAUUCUAAAUUUGUUGAAACGGUGCAUCCUUUAUGACAUUGCAAUGCAAUCAAAAUUCUCCGGAUCAAAGAGAGCUGACGACAAUGGGUCGGAGAUGCCUUUCAAACCCGAGAAGACCGGUCAGGCAGCGGGGUCAGGGGCUACUGGGAUUGGAAUAUUCCCAGGAACCAAAUGGUGCGGACUUGGGAACAAAGCAAAGUCCUACACAGAUCUAGGAAAAUUCAACGCAACAGAUGCCUGCUGUCGAACCCACGAUCACUGCCCUUACUUCAUUGACCAUUUUGAGGAGAAAUACAACUACCGUAACCCUUAUCCCUGGACGCUGAGCCAUUGUGACUGUGAUACCAAGCUCUACAAUUGUCUAAAGUCUGUCAACACGACCGCCGCAGAUGAGGUUGGAAAGCUGUUUUUCGGACUGCUGAACGUGAAUUGCUUUACCUUUCAUAAAGGGCAGUACUGUCAGCAGGAGCACUGGUCCCAUCUGUUCUGCGAGAAAUAUACAACCGGCGAACGGGCCGUCACUCAAACAUUUCCUCACAAAUGGAGCGAUACUAUCGGAUAAAUACUUUAUUCAUAAACAUUAAAUAUU